AUGCCAGAACUAUCUCAAUUGCAGCAGGGAGAUUUUAUUUCCGAAGAUGUACAACCACUGCAUUACACACUUACUAAAGAGAAAGAUCAAUUAGUAAAUACACUGAUCAUUCAACGAGUUACUCGGAAGUAUCAUGCUGCUAAACUGAUUUGUGAAACUGGACAUCCUGUGGGUUCGGCUCACCAAACAAGUAUCACAAUAUUUGUGAAACAUGCACCAGCUAAUGUCACAAUUUCAGUAGAAACUGGUAGCAUUGAUGAUGAUCAUACUGGUGGACGGCUUGAAAAAGUAGCAUAUGCACGUGCCGGUGAAAUGAAGACAUUUAUUUGCAAAACUGCUCCAUAUUACGGUCAGGCAACUAUUAAGUGGUUAUUUCAAGCAGCUGGUGCUAGUAUUACAACACCACCCAAACAACUGGUUGAUAAAGCUGUCACAUUCAAAACACCUGAUGGAGAGAGUGUCUAUCAAGAGUCACGGAUUCAGAUCACUGUUCGACCAGAAGAUGACAGAAGUUAUAUAGAUUGUCUUGUUUGGAGUGUUGGAGAUGCACGCAUUGAUUCAAGAGUUCGCCUAGAUAUUAUCCAUCCCCCAGAUACGCCUAAGAUUACUGGUUAUAAAAGUGGCCAACCAGUGAACAUGGCUCAUCUUUUGGAAUUUACGUGUACUACCACAGGUGGCAAUCCACUGCCUGAACUCCAGUGGUUUAAAGAUAAAAAACCGAUCACAAACAAUGGUGAACCAAUUGUUGUUGGAAAACAAACUACUAUUAAACUAAAGCUUGUACCACAAAAAGAGGAUAACGGUGCUGAAUAUCAUUGUUCAGCUCGUAACACUGCAACAAACAAUGAAUGGAUAGAUAGUGAAGCUAUAAUUUUAAAUGUUUUAUUUCCACCACAACGAGUAAGUUUAAAUUUUGGCGGUAAAUCGGUAGUUCAAAGUGGUGAACAACUUGAAAUCAACUGUCAAGCAGAUAGUUCAAAUCCAGUUGCUGUUAUCACAUGGCGUCAUUAUCAAUGUGGACCAGCUCAUGCGUUUUAUCGACGUCAUUUAUUACAACAACAACAACAAAAAUUACCAAAAUCUAGUAGUAGUACAAAUGAAGGGGAAAAGUGUAAAUUAUUAGAACUAAAAGGUUCCGAUGAAACACCUAUUCCUGGAGCAUCCGGUGGUUUAUUAGCCAGAAGUCAUUUAUGGCUACGUCCAACUUGGAGAUAUCAUAUGGACUUUAUUGAAUGCCAAGCGGAGAAUCCAGUUUAUGGUCCACCUAUCUGGCAUGAUAGACUUCAAUUAAAUAUCACAUUUGCACCACAAUUCUAUGGGCUUCAAGUAGGUGAUCACCGAGUAAUACGAGAAGGUGAAACGACUCAUCUAGACUUUGGAUUAUAUGCAAAUCCUCCAGUUACAUCUGUUUCAUGGUUUCGUAAUGAUCAAUUACUUCCAUUUGAACCUAAAGAAACUGAUACAUGGCAAGGUGUUUUUGCAGCUGGUUCUGUUGGAGAACUACUUUCAUUACAUAAAAUUAAUCGAGAAAAUAUGGGCAAUUAUACAGUGGUAGUUUCUAAUUCACAACAUGAAUCACGAAACACAUUUUUUCUUAAUGUUACAUAUCCAGCAAGUAUUGUUGGUAAACUUGAAGAGAACAUUACACAAACGACUAAAGACUAUGCUGCUUUAGAUUGUAAAGCUAAUGCGAAUCCGGCUAUACCUGAUAGAACAUUUAAAUGGUAUCGUUACUUUCCACCUAAGGGCUGGACAGAAGAAGUAGAUGAGGGGGCAUUACAACUGAGUGAACCGAUUUAUUGUAAUCAAUCUCAGGUUGACAAACCAAAAAUGCUUGCUCAGUGUUUUCAACAAGAUAAGUUUCAAAUUUCUAGUACAUUUUACAUCUAUCAACUUACAGAAGAUGAUGUUGGUAAAUAUGUUUGCGAGGUCAGUAAUGGAAUAGGUGAACCAGUGAAGAAGACAUUUAAUCUUUUGUAUCAUUUUCCUCCAAAAAUAAUUCAAUUGCCUCGAUAUACAAAAGCAGCUGGUGAACAAAGUUCCAAAGUAUGGUUAACAUGUUACAUUCGUACAGAACCAACUCCACAAAUUGCUUGGCUCAAAGAUAAUAAAUUAAUCCCAAUGGAUGCGUUAAUUCAAAGUAAAACUACAGAUAGUAAAAAUGGAAUGAAAAAAUAUGAAAAUUUUUUAACUCAUAUACGUCCUGGAUUAUAUAAAGCUCAGUUAGCUGUUAAUGAUAUUAGAAAAUAUGACUUUGGUUCCUAUAGUUGUCAGGCUGCUAACUUACAAGGUGAAGCUCAACUAGGAAUUCAUUUGUCUGGAACAUCCACCCCAGAUGCACCGAUAAAUUUUCGUCUUCUAAAUGCAACCACAUCAACUUUGCAUGUUGCCUGGACUCAAGGUUUUGAUGGUGGAUUGGCACAAACUUUUCAGGUUCGUUGGCGUGAAGUUGGUUCAAUUAGUUUGUAUAAAUAUGCUGAUGUAGCGUCAAAUGAUAAUCGAAAUGGAGUUGAGUACUUCAUUACCGGUUUAAAACCUGGAAGUGAAUACAUAGUCAGUGUGAAUUCUAUGAAUUCAAAACAUGGAUCUAGUGCCUACACAGACCCUAUUCAUUUAAGAACACUACCAAUAGAUUCAUACAAUGGACGUGAACCUAUGCCACCCUUAUCAAAUUCUGGUUAUUCAGAUGACAAUGCUUUAUUAAUCAUAGUAUCUGCAUGUGUUUUUGGAUUUGUUAUUCUUCUUAUUAAUGUCAUAGUUAUUAUUUUCUUAAUUAAACGACGUCGUCAUCGUAAUAUGAUGAGAAGACGUCAAUAUAAAUCUGAUCAAGGAGUUACUAUGACAAAUGGAGUUGCAUUAACACGUCAUGAUCAAUCUGGUACUGAUAUGAAAGCACAUCUUCAAUCAUCUUUUAUUGAUCAAAAUGAUAAUUUUGUAGAUACAGAUAUCAGUACAACAUGUAUAUGUUGUCCACCUAACAAAAAAAAACUCACAAGUUCAGGUUAUGUAAAAGCAGACUCUUAUGGUAAUUUUUCCCGUACACAUGGUUAUGCACCUCACGAUAUUUGUCCAUCUCAGUGUUCUCAGUAUAUACCUGCAGAUGUUGAUCAACAAGGAAAUUUGAUGAGUCAUAACAUCACAAGCAGUAAUCCAGAUUUUAAUCACUUAACUUCUAAUCAAAUGACAACAAGUUAUCCGGUUCGCCAUUUAACAUCUCCAAAUCCAUAUUACAAUAAUACGCUUAAUUAUCCAAUGAAUCGUCAUGGUUCUACUGAACUUGGGAUAGUUUAUUCAUCAGCAAAUCCAGUUAAUCAAUUAAGACAUGAACAUGGAAGCAUAAAACAUUCUACUCGCCAUGGUCAACACACUCCAAGGCAACCAAAUCAGUCUCGUUACUAUGGUACAAAACCUAAUUUUGGAAGUACACGUUAUUUUUGUUCAUCAAGAGAAGUUAUUCAAUCGAAUACAUCUAGAAAAAAUAUACCUCAUUUUGAAAAUCGACAAAGUGUAAACAAUCUUUCUCAUGCAAUAUCUAGUGACUUAUUUACUCUUCAAAACCAAUGUGAUUGUGAACAACAAUAUUCAAUGCACAAACCCCAUCAAAUUCAAUGUCAAAAACGAUUACCAUAUUCUUGUUCUACUUGCUUAAAAUCAAAAUCAAGUUUACAUAAUAGUAAGCAGUCAUUUCAUACACUCACACUCAGAAUUCUGUCACUGAUAAUUUUUCUGAAGAGGACAAAGAUUCCGAUCGUAGUCGUUAUGUGGAUCAACUUAGACGUAUUCAAUACAGUGGUGGGCCGACUGCUCAGGGAUUAUGAGGUUGUCUCAAACCCUUUACUAGGUAAUAUCAACAUACAAAAUGAUCAUUCAAGUCGUGAUUCUAAUUUAGCACCUUCUCAAGAGGAGCACAAUAUAAAUAACUUCCAUUCAUGCUUAUCAAAAUCCAAAUUAAAUAUGCACAAGAUCGAAUUGAUGAAUAAUACUGAUAAUAAUCAUCUUAUCUCUAAUUUAAAUCAAUAUAACGAACAACUAGGCGGUUUAGCAGACAAUGAAAAUCUUGAAACGUCAAGAUUAUUAUAUUCAAAUCAGUUCAACCGUCAACAACAACAAAAUCAACACAUUACUAAUGAUUUCUCUGCCAUUCCAAAUGUAGAUAACACCGAAAUCAGGUCAACCCAUCUAUCUGACUGUUUUGUCUAACUUCUUUUGUUGUUUUUC
Molecule: messenger RNA, 4218 nt
Organism: Schistosoma mattheei
Lineage: Eukaryota; Metazoa; Platyhelminthes; Trematoda; Strigeidida; Schistosomatidae
Source: the annotation of a GenBank genome assembly